This is a messenger RNA of Aspergillus wentii DTO 134E9, 1642 nucleotides long. RefSeq names its product cytochrome P450. The record is from RefSeq and is a predicted model, not a curated record. The transcript has 4 exons. Gene Ontology annotation, molecular function: monooxygenase activity; oxidoreductase activity, acting on paired donors, with incorporation or reduction of molecular oxygen; iron ion binding. NCBI's taxonomy places the organism in Eukaryota, Fungi, Ascomycota, Eurotiomycetes, Eurotiales, Aspergillaceae. Bases 74 to 1570 code for a protein of 498 amino acids.
CUCUUCCAGGCUAUUGCGUGUGAAAGGAGUCCAAUCGUAAUUUACAGCCACUGAUCCAAUCAAGGCAACCAUUAUGGACUUUCUGCCCCUUAGUGGCUGGAUGGCUAUCGCCACAGCCGCCCUGCUGUGGUGGUAUUUGCGCGUCCCCAGCACGAUCCCCCGCGACAUCCCUCAGAUUCCCAUCUAUGCCUAUAUCUGCGCAAUCUGGUGGAAUAUGGGGCAUAUGGAGGUUUAUAAUCGCUGGGUUCGAGAGCCAAUGGAGAAACACGGAGCGGUUGCGAUGUGGUUUACUGGCAAGUGGUGUGUGCUUGUCGCGCACCCAGAAUAUCUCACCGAUCUGCUCCGUGACGGCGACACAUACCCCAAGAUUGGCAUCAACCGCCGGGCUCCUGGUGGCGUUCUUGGUAUCUUUUCAGGCGACAACAUUAUCAACACAAGCAAUCACAGCUGGGGAGUAUUCACGUCCAUCAUGAAGCCCGGUAUCCAGAAGCGGUUUGAACUGGAGCCAAUUCAUGAGAAAGCAAAGAGGCUGGCUCAACGGAUGAUUCAGGCUCAGGAAGUGACUGGACCAGAACAUGGAAUCCAGGCCAUGCCGUGGAUGGGACGAUUCGGUCAGGAUGUCGCCUCGCUGUGCUUCUUUGAUUUCGACCUGCAGGCCCUGGAUGAGCCGCGGGUUCCAUACGAGCCAGUCUUGUUUGAGAUCAUCAUGGCUCUCUUUAACCGGUGGUACUUGUAUUUUCCAGACCUGGAAAAACUGGGUCGUUUCUUGCCUUCCCGCAGAAGAGCAUUUAGCAAGAUCCAAGAGUACACCGACAUACUCGACAGCAUCGUCGACCACACCACCACCCGAAACAGCGAAAAGCAAUCAAAUGUAGUUUCGCACUCUCUGAGGGAGGCCCUGGAUAGUGGCCGGAUUAGCUAUGAGCAGUAUUGCGCCAACCUCCGCAUCACCUUCACGGUGGGCCAUGACAACGUCGAGUUCCUGCUCACUUCGGCAAUGUACGAGCUGGGCCGGAACACGAGGAUGCAAGAGCGUCUGCGUGCUGAGGUCCUUGCGUCCCCUAGUCUUGCCACGAACCCUGACGCCUUGAAUAACCUGCCCUAUCUGACGUCCAUCAUCUACGAGGUACUACGUCUCUAUCCACCCAUCGCUGAGAUGAUCAACCACACCCCGGCCCACACGGCGUUCCUUGGGGGCAAGAUCCCCGUUCAUCCUGGGACUCUGAUAGGUUGGAAUUCUUACGGGCUGCAUACCAACCCACACAUCUGGGGCUCUGAUGCAAUCGAGUUUAGGCCUGAGCGAUGGGGCAUCGAGGUUAAAGAUAUCCAAGCAAACGUAAGACGGCAGAAUGUGAAGGGUAACUACAUUCCCUUCGGCAUGCAUGCGAGAAAAUGUCUCGGGCAGGCGUUGGCCUUGACGGAAACUAAACUCGCGUUGUUUGAGAUGGUCAGACAGACCAAGUGGACUGUGGAUCCGAAUUACCAGCUGAAGAUCAGUGGGCCGAUAAUUACCAUUCCUUUGGGUUUGAAAGUUAUCGUAAAAGAGCUGGAUGGCGCUACCAAGGCAUAAUUAUGGAUACGUAAUAGAUGUAACUGGAGCGUUUCAGUGAAUAAUUUAAUGCGUAAUUGAUUCUUAAAAACC